AAACGCUUUAAAACAGACUUUCCAGGUCAAUGCAGAGGCGGACAGUAGUGAAGUAUUUUUACUUUACUCAAGUAAAUUUAAAAAGUAUAUGUAGUUUAUCAGAGUGUUUUUUUUUUGGAAAACUUUACAUAAUGUCAUACUUUUUACUGCACUACAUUUCAUAAAAGUUGUUGUUUGUUUUACCUUUAAUACUCAAGAACAUAAAAAAUUGAGUACUUUCUUGCACUCAAGUAAAUCUUUGAAUUACUUUUACUUGAGUAGAAUAGAUUUUAAGUAAUAGAUUUCUAAUGUAAUUUGGUAUUAAAUUAUAUUUAAUAUAAAAUUUAGUGCAGUAAAAAGUAUGCUUUGGAAUGUUGUGAAGAAACAUUUUCUAAAGAAAAACACUGAUAAUGUACAAACACUUGAAAAGUACUUUUACAGCAGAGUAAAAAUACUUUACUGCCUCUGGGUCAAUGGAUGUAUUGGUAGUAACAGCUGUUAUUGUUUUUUAACCUUUUUGCAUCCAAUAUUUAAAAGAGUCUAAAUAUAACUAUAAUGUCAGUAUGUGCUCAGAAUAAAUGAUCUUUUAUUAAAAUCUACAACUUCACUUUAAAAAACACUGUAAUAUAUGUAUAUACAAUAAAUUGUUCUUACUGGGAGGGAACUAACGUCAGAGUGUUGACACUUUGACAGCUCUAAAAGAACUUUUUCUAAAUUUAGAUGCCUCCUGACUGGUGAUCAACUGUUAGGAUGUGGUAGGACAGACUGUGCUUUAAUGAGGAAUGGUCAGGGGCUCGGUCAGACUCAGCAGUCCCUUUAAACCAACCAAUAGGUUUUGAACUUCAGAGUAGGGCGGGAUUAAAAAACCACAACAGAAACAAGUGUAAAUACCACAGGAAGUAAUCCAAGAGAAAACAAACAAUAUAAGUGUUUUGGAAGAAGAUUGAGCAUUAAUUUAUCACCUUGAAGUCGGGAGAAGAAGAGAAAGCCAGGUAGAGGACAGACAUUCCUUUAUCCUAAUUCUGCUGCCAAUGCCCAUUCAGUCCUCAGUCAGUUUAUAUGCUUGGUACUUCAUUGAUGGCUUGGUACCUUGACAAACCCCGGGUCACUCACCUGGGGUCAAAGCAGCUCCGUUUGCUGUACAAGAUGAAGUAUCUGCUCACAAACUUCAGAAAUGUGUCUCACCUUAUUAGGAGGCCUCAUAGGUCAUGUGAGAGUAUCUGCUCCUCUCAGUCUACAAGGAGCAGUCCUCUCAAAUCGCAUAGAUCAAAGAAGACUAUCAGACUUUUUGGAGCAAUUAGCAGUAAUGAUCGAUUAUACUCAACCUCCAACAGAGAGACUUUCAAAGCAGAAGCUCCCAUUGGAGUUUACCAACACAGCAGGACUGCUUUUCGCCUGAACUUAUUUGGACUGAGAUUAGGAGAGUCUUUUAAUCAUCUCUCCAGACACGUAAACUCAUACUUUAAGGAGAAACAGGUAUCUGUGGUGGAUUAUGGGCAAGUUGGGUUGAUGUCUGCAGUGCAAGAACCACUAACCAGAGCAUCCAGACGAGUUCAGAGAGAGAGACGCAGAGCUUUUAUAGGGACACCUGCCAUUGACCAGGUCCAUGAAGAUUCCUCUGAUCAACCUUUGACCUCAGCCUAUCCUGGACUACAGUUGUUCCACAUCAGUUCCUUGGCAAACAGAUUUGGGGAGAGUUACAGCUAUGUGGCCAGUCACAUUAACACUAUGUUCUCUAGAAAUCCAACAAAGCAAAUACACAUGGAGGUAUCACCAGAUGAUGGACUCAGAAGGUCUACAAGAAAGCGAAGUGUUAUGAGUAAUAAAAGUGCUCUUGAAACUGCGCAAACUCAGCAAAACAGUAUGGGUGCAAGACCGGAGAUUGAUAACAGUGUAUCUAGUUCCUGGGAUGAAGGAUACCUCCACUUUGCCCAUCACAUCAAUCGAUACUUUGGAGCGAAAGUAGCAGAUACAGUUGAGAAAUCAACACAUGCUGAGACGAACAUCCUGAAGACUUCAGUCUCACCAGAGGUUCUAAAUAAAACUAAGGAUCCACUUCUUCAACCCAAAUCCCCAGGAUUGUUCCACAUGAGCAACCUCACCACACGCUUUGGGGAAAAUUACUCUUAUAUGGCCAACCACAUCAACCAGUAUUUUAAAGGAUCUGCAGCUUUAGAGAAUGAGGAGGUGGAUGGACAGCUAGAGUAUUAUAGAGGUUCAGCUGAGGCUACGGUGAUCCAAGAAAAACCAGUGUCCUUUUAUGAGUGUCUGUUGAAACCCUCAACCAUACCUGGUUUUGUGGGAAGCUACUUGGGAAUGGGCUCUUCCAGGCGUAGUGAACAGACCACAACCGUUACAAGGACCCCAGAGGAAAUUCUGGAUGAAACGAUUUUAAGGAGGAGGAAUGCAGAUGAGAUAACUAGAGUUUUACUGAAAAGACUGGAAAAGGCUGCGGUACCGUCAUCCAUCACUUCCUGUGUGAAGGAGCUGAAUGCUCACCUCAUUCAGCACCCAGCAUGCAAGGCUGUGGUGUGGCAGGAAAAAGCAGCACUGCAGCUACUUAGACGACGCCGGAUCUUUUGGAUGAAUGAAAAACUUCAAGAAGCCAUUAGGGAAACUUUGGCUCUGAUUGGUUAUGCCGAUCCGGUCAAAGGUUGUGGGGUCAGAGUGCUUUCCAUUGAUGGAGGCGGAACCAAAGGGUUAGUUCCACUACAAGUGCUAAAACAGCUGGAAGCUCAAACAGGAAAACGAGUGCAUCAGUUGUUUGACUAUAUAUGUGGAGUCAGCACAGGAGCAGUUCUGGCUUUCAUGUUGGGUCUAGCUCGUAUCUCUUUGGAUGAAUGUGAAGAUAUGUAUCAUCGUUUUGGGUCAGAUGUUUUUCAACAAAACCCUCUAGUUGGUACUGUGAAGAUGGGCUGGACACACUCCUACUACAACACAGAAACAUGGGAGAUGAUCUUAAGGGAGAAGAUGGGGGAGGAGAUUUUAAUUAAAACAGCCAGAGAUGUGCUGAGCCCAAAGGUGUCUGCUGUAAGUGCCGUAGUGAACUGGGGGAAAAGUCCGAAAGCAUUUAUUUUCCGCAACUAUAAUCAUGCUCCAGGACGACUGAGCCGCUACGCCGGAGGAUCAGGAUACCAGCUGUGGCAGGCUGUCCGGGCCUCAUCUGCUGCUCCAGGAUACUUCCAGGAGUUCCCUCUUCAUGGCGAUAUACACCAGGAUGGUGGUCUUAUCCUCAAUAACCCCUGUGCUCUAGCUGUCCAUGAAAGCCGGCUGCUGUGGCCCAACCAGCCCUUCCAGUGUGUGCUGUCACUGGGAACUGGCCGGUAUGACAACGCUAGAAGAGGACCUGCAACCUCCACAAGUUUAAGAGCCAAAAUCAGCAACCUGAUCUGGAGCGCCACCGAUACUGAAGGUGUUCACACUCUAUUGGAUGACCUCUUAUCACCGAACGUGUAUUUCCGCUUUAACCCAAUGCUGAGUUCAAACGUGACACUGGAUGAAAGCAGGCCUGAAGUGCUUCAGCAGCUGCAGAACGACACACAGCUCUACCUGGACCGGAACCGACCCAAACUGGAACGCUUGUGUGAAGUGCUGAUGGCAGAGCGCACAGCAAUCUGGAAAACACGUGACUGGAUCGGUGGGAAAGCGUGGGAGCUGCAGCAGCGCUGGGCUUGACUUUACACUUUACAUAGUGCUGAUGAGAAUUCAGCUGAAUGUAUGAAAUUAUCUGGAUCAGAACUAUGAAGAUAUUUUGAAGAAUAUGUUCUUACUGGUGGCACAAGAUUGUGAAUAACAAAUCAUUGUUAAAUAAGUUACAAAUCAAACACACAGGCAUUUUAGACAAUGUAUUAAGCACGCCAAUGUAAAUGUCAAUAUUUAUAGACUGAUGUAUUUAUUUAUCUGUUUUCAUUUUUUAGGUUUAUGAAAUGAAAUAAAACUAAGAACACUACUUUUAUUUAA
Messenger RNA from Labeo rohita (rohu), 3939 nucleotides. RefSeq names its product calcium-independent phospholipase A2-gamma-like. Lineage: Eukaryota; Metazoa; Chordata; Actinopteri; Cypriniformes; Cyprinidae. The coding region runs from base 1039 to 3654 and encodes 871 amino acids. Gene Ontology annotation, biological process: arachidonate metabolic process. The transcript has 10 exons. The record is from RefSeq and is a predicted model, not a curated record. Gene Ontology annotation, cellular component: membrane.